Molecule: messenger RNA, 1036 nt
Organism: Chironomus riparius
Lineage: Eukaryota; Metazoa; Arthropoda; Insecta; Diptera; Chironomidae
Source: the annotation of a GenBank genome assembly
CACUUAGUGAUUACAUUUUGAAGUAUCGAAUAUGAACUUACAAUUGAUUGUCUUAUUCAGUGUUUUUUGGAUUUUUGUUAAUUCUCAACUUAAUUUUAAAAGAUGGCAAACAAAGUACAAUAUAAGCUAUUUACCUAAUGAUAAAGAAUUUAAUAGGUCAAGGCAAACUUUCGAUGUUAGUGUAUCAUUUGUGACUGUUAACAAAUUAAGAUUUAAAUUUGGAUAUGAAUUAGGACUGAAUGGAUUAGCUGAUUUACCGUUUCAACAAUUUCAAAAAACACACAAUGGAUUAGUUCUUCCAAACACUUUGGAACGAGGUGAUCAAAUAAUCAAUUUUUCAGAUGAAGAGCAUUUGGUUACUCUUAGAGCGCGUGCGGAUGUACCUGGUUCUGUGGAUUACCGAAAUUAUUCAUUGCCUGUGCAAAAUCAAAAAAUAUGCAAUUCGUGUUGGGCUUUUAGUGUAGUGGAAGCUUUAGAGAUAAAAUUGAAGAUGAAGAAUCCAAAGUUUAAUACAUUAUUGUCAGCACAGUAUGUAGUGGAUUGUGAUACGUUCAACUAUGGAUGUAUUGGUGGAUGGCCAACAAGUGCAUUUAAUUGGAUUGCAAGAAAUGGAGGGAAUGCAGUACCAUCAACAAUUAAUUAUCCUUAUUUUGGAUAUAAAAUGAGAUGUCGAAGCACACCGAAAAUAGCUAUGAAUAUCAAAGCUACCGUCCAAGAUUAUACAGCAGGAAAUGAAAAUAUGAUGAAAGAAAUUGUUGCAAAUGCUGGACCUAUUGUUGUGGCUUUUCAUGCAACUUUUUAUUUUCAGCUUUAUUCUAGCGGAAUAUUUUAUGAUCAAACUUGUGAUAAUAGAUGUGUGGUUGCUAAUCAUGCUAUUGUAAUUGUUGGAUAUGGAACAGACUCAACUACAAACACAGAUUAUUGGAUUAUUAAAAAUUCAUGGGGUACAUCAUGGGGUGAAGGUGGCUAUGGGUAUAUAGCACGGAAUAAAGGCAAUCAAUGCAAUAUAGCAUGCUGGGCGAUGUAUACACUUUAA